AUGCACAACGAACUAAGGUUUUUGCUAAGCUUUGGAUUAUGUAACGGACAAGGUAACUUCUGGAGGGUUAGUUCCUUGGCCCCACAGCAUCGCUAUGAUUGUGGUGAAUAUGGCAUGCAGUUGCUUGUGUUUCGUAGCCAGGGUCAAAGCAUCCGCUUUAAAGUUGUGGAUGAGUUCAGAACAGCCUUUGAAGUUACAAAUUGUUCCAGCUGCCUUCAUUGGAUCACAUCAAAUGAAGAUGGGGCUGCCAUUUUCUCUGCUGGCUACAAUGGCUGCCACGUACUGAAAAAGGAUGGCCGCAACCACUUGAAAGUCCAAAUAGAGGAGCUGGCGAGAAAUGGCCGUGUUGCUGCUACUCAUGACAUCGAUAUGGUCUGCCCUAAGCCAGAGCACAUUCCAACACCAGAUGGCAACAUGCAUCACGUGCCACCCCAGCCUGGCCCGGUGCGCCCGCGGCCUGCUCAGCCCCAGCCUGGCCCGGUGCGCCCGCGGCCUGCUCAGCCCCAGCCUGGCCCGGUGCGCCCGCGGCCUGCUCAGCCCCAGCCUGGCCCGGUGCGCCCGCAGCCUGCUCAGCCCCAGCCACCACAGCCCGGCCCACUGCCUCAGCUCUAUCCUUCAAUAUACAACAUAGGUUCCCCGCUAACACAGGAGCAGUGCCAGGUUUCAUCUGGGAAGGUUCCCUGUGCAGUUGCACAAGGACCAGCUGCUUGUUACCAGGCAGGAUGCUGUUAUAAUGAAGGGGACCAAACUGCUCAGUGUUACUAUGGCAACACAGUCACUGUUCAGUGUCUUCAGGAUGGUCACUUCAUCCUGGUUGUCUCCAGGCAUAUGUUGGACUACCCAGUUAUCCUCGAAAGUGUCAGGCUGUCUUACACCCAAGCAGGGUGUGAUCCCAUGAGAAGAACAGAGGAUUUCCUGGUCUUCCACUUUCCCCUGACACAGUGUGGCACAACAGUCCAGGUGACUGGUGGUAGAUUGAUAUAUGAAAAUCAGCUGGUAUCUGGCAUUGCCAUCUUAAGUGGGCCAGACGGCUCUAUCACACGAGACAGCACUUUCAUUCUCCAUGCUCGCUGCAUCUACAAUGCCGCUGACUUCCUGCCAGUCCAGGCUGAAGUCCUCUUGCCUCCCACCCCAGCUCCAGUUUCCCAGAUGGGGCCUCUCCGGCUUGAACUGCGCAUUGCUACAGAUGUCAGCUACAAAUCCUAUUACUCGGAUGGAAAUUAUCCUGUGAUGAAGGUACUCGGGGACCCUGUGUACAUGGAGGUUCGCAUCCUGCAGAGAAUGGACCCAUCCCUGGUUCUGGUUCUGCAUGACUGUUGGGCUACUCCCAGCACUAAUCCCUUUGAGCAGCUGCAGUGGCCGAUCCUGGUGGACGGGUGCCCAUUUGAAGGAGACAACUACAGAACCCAGCGGGUGCCCCUGGGGCCUGCCUCAUCCGAGCUGCCAUUUCCCACUCACUACCAGCGCUUCAUCAUUUCUACUUUCACAUUUGUGGAGUCUGGCUCUCAAGUGGUGCUUGAUGGCUUGGUGUAUCUCUUCUGUAGUGUGUCUGUCUGCUACCCCUCACCACUAGAACCAUGCAGGACCUCAUGCCAAAGGCCAGUGGCUUCAAACAUGGUCUCCAGUGUGAAUGUGACCCUGAUGUACAUGGUGGUGCUGUCAUUGUUGGGUGUAAUCCUGUUUGUUGCUGUGCUAGUGGUCUGGAAGAAAAGCAGGACGACAAGCAGGAUGACAAAGCUCUAA
Euleptes europaea (tarantolino) is the source of this 1743-nucleotide messenger RNA. RefSeq names its product zona pellucida sperm-binding protein 1-like. Gene Ontology annotation, molecular function: structural constituent of egg coat; acrosin binding. NCBI's taxonomy places the organism in Eukaryota, Metazoa, Chordata, Lepidosauria, Squamata, Sphaerodactylidae. The transcript is spliced from 12 exons. Gene Ontology annotation, biological process: binding of sperm to zona pellucida; prevention of polyspermy. The coding region runs from base 1 to 1743 and encodes 580 amino acids. The record is from RefSeq and is a predicted model, not a curated record. Gene Ontology annotation, cellular component: egg coat.